CUUCCUUUUUCCUCCUGGCGGCGGAGAAAUGGCGGCUGCGGAGGGAGCAGUACUGCGCAUGCGCGUGUGUGGGAUAUGGGUUCCCGCCUUAAACAGAGAGGAGGAGAAGCAAAAUGGAAGUGCAAGAAGCGACACAGCUCCCUAAUAAGAAGGAUGGAUUUAGCCACGGGAGGAAGGGUGACAACGAACAUGUGGCAGAAGAUGAAGAAGAGAAGAGAGAACUUGCAGCAGAGCACCUCAGUCCCGAAAAAGAAGAGAUUGAGACCAUCCAGUGGAAAGACGAUGAAGCAGCUGCGUCUUUAUCAGCUCCUCUGUGUCACAAAGGUGUUCCAGAAGGAUGGGAAAGGAUAAUAAAGCAAAGGCGGACUGGAAAAACAGCAGGAAAAUAUGACAUAUAUUUUGUCAGUCCUCAGGGAAAGAAGUUGAGAUCCAAACAUGCUCUUCUGGAUUACUUUAAAAAGAACAAAGAAACUGGCCUUAAAUUAGCGGAUUUUGAUUUUACUGUCUCUGUUCAGAAGAAUACACAAAGAACCAAAGAAUCUAGCACUAUAACUGUGAGAUCAGAAGCAGAGAACUCUCACACUAGGAGCCAGAUUCUAGAUCUUGGACUGCAAAGCAGUAAAAGAGAGGAUACCCUGCAAAAUAAAAUAUUGCCAUUUCAAACCACUGCUGGAGAUCUGGAAAAUAUUUCUAUCUCUUUGCAGGGUGAGUCCACUGCAGAUGAUAGCUCAAUGGACUGUAAUUUCAAAGCCAAAGGAAAGGGUACUGUUGGAAUAAGGAUUCAAAUAAAGAAAACUAGAAACACUUCAAAAAAUAGAAAUUUGGAUGAUGGCCAAAACAAAAGACAGAGGAUACCAUCACGUAAAAAACAAGGGGUUGAAAACUCUAAAAAAACAAGACGAAAGAAUAAAGUAUGUGUUCCACACUUGAAGGAUGACAUUCUGUUUUCCCAGCCAGAACUGGAGCAACACAUUGAACCAAUUGCAAGUCUCUUGGGACAGAAGUCAGGCACGGACGUUUUAAAUUGUGAUGAGGGUCACAGUGGUGUAGUACCAGCUGAUGAAAACGUUUCAGGACUGGAAAUGCAGAGAAAUUUGAUACUGCCAGAAAACCAGGACUUAAAGAUUGCUCUCAGUGUGGACGUUUCGCAGACAUGUGAUGAAAGAUGUUUUACUUCAGUAAAAGAGAGCCGUAUUCGAAGAACACAAGUGGGAAGGAGGAAAACCAGUCCAUAUUUUUCCAGUAAAUUCAGCAAAGAAGUUCCAAGCCCACCUAAAAGAAAGGCCUUUAAAAAAUGGACUCCACCUCGUUCACCUUUUAAUUUGGUCCAAGAAACACUCUUUCACGAUCCAUGGAAGCUUCUUAUCGCAACAAUAUUUUUGAACAAGACUUCAGGAAAAAUGGCCAUCCCUGUGCUAUGGGAAUUUUUCAAGAAAUAUCCUUCACCAACAGUAGCAAGAACUGCAGACUGGAAGGAAAUAUCAGAGCUCCUUAAACCACUCGGCCUGUAUGAACUCAGAGCGAAGACCAUCAUCAGAUUUUCAGAUGAAUAUUUGGUCAAACAAUGGAAGUAUCCUAUUGAGUUGCAUGGAAUUGGAAAAUAUGGAAAUGACUCUUACAGGAUCUUCUGUGUCAAUGAGUGGAAAGAGGUACAGCCACAAGAUCAUAAGCUGAAUAUAUAUCAUUCCUGGCUUCGAGAAAACUACGAAAAACUGAACCUUAAUAAUUAAUACUAUAUAGACAUGCCUUCCUGUUUCCAAAAACAUCUUGUUGCUCUCUCAGUUAUGAUAAAUAUAACUAUUAUUUGUAUACAUAUUUGGACACUUUGAACACUAUAUUAAAUUCUAGUGUGGGUUUGUGUACAUAAUAUGUUCAGAUAUUGUAAUUAAAGUUGACUAGGAACUGUUUUUACAUAAAUGGCAGCUUGUUCAAAUCAUUCAGUCUUUCAUCAGGGCAAAUAUCAAAUUGUGGAACAUGUUCACCAUUACUAAAAUACAAUUUUAGUGCAAAAUAAUCUUUCAAUAGAUACUACAGUGGAUGGAGUUUUGUAUCGUAUUCACCUUUAAUAUAUAAGAAAUACAAUUCCAAGAGAUACACACUUGACCUAUAGGCUCAUGCACUCCCUGACUUCCUUCUGCCAAUUUUGAGUGCUUCAAAUGGACAGUAAGUGAUGCAAUUAAUUACUCAGCCAACAUUGGAAGAAAGGAAUUUGUACAGACUGCUGGAGGGGAAGGCUGAAAGCAGAGCUCAGAAAGGUUGCUUUCUGAAGCUGUUAUAGAAUCCACCAGCCAACGAGACCAGUGGUUAUGCUGGGCAGGUUCUGGAAGCUGUAUUUCAAUAAUAAUUUGUCUAAGUUUGCAAAAUGAUCUUGUAGCACCUUUGAGACUAACCAAACAAAAGACAUUGUAGUAUAAAGCUCUCAUAGACAUGGUCUGCUUCCUUAGAUACAAGUUCUUGAAAGCUCAGUCUCAAAGGUGCUACAAGAUCUCUUUGCUUAUUGAUAUUUCAGACUAACACAGUUCUGUCUCUGAAUCCAUUUUCCAAGUUUUGUAAAGGGUAACUGUAUUGACAGAAAGAUCCUCAAAGGUUAUGUUGAAUAAUAGAUGUACAAGACAUCAUUGCUCAAAAAAUGCAGCUGCCUACUGGGGCCCUGGCCUCUGUCUCCUGCUCCAAAAGGAGAGUGAAAGGGUUGCAGUGUGGCUUUGCAAUGCUGUCGUUCUGAGUACAUGAAACAGUGACUUCCAUGUCACCUGGGAAAAUUCCUCCAUAUGAUAUUAGCUUGUCUUUGCCAGAUACAAAUGAUUUGCUCAAUUUAUUUUUAAAUAUCUGUUUAUUACAUUAUAUCCUUCUUUUCUCCAAUGGUACUUUUUGAGCAAAAAGGAAUUGUUCUUAAAUUAUUCAAAGACAUAGCCGUGUUUGUCUGGAAUAUCAGUAUGCAAAGGGAUCUUGUAGCAUCUUUGAGACUAACUGAAAGAGAAAAGUUGUAGUGUGAGCUUUUGUGGUUGCAUCUGGGGAAGUAGACUGCAAUCUAUGAAAGCUCAUGCUACCAGCCUUUUUCUUUCAGUUAGUCUCAAAAGUGCUACAAGAUCCCUUUACACCCUGCUUUAAAUGAUUGUAAACUUACAAUGAUGAAAAUUGAACAACAUGGCAAAGUAAAGGUGCAUGUUUGAAAUAUUAAAUGUGAAGUUUUUUGUGGGCUUUUCGGGCUAUGUGGCCAUGUUCUAGAAGAGUUUCUUUUCAUUCUCUGAAGAUUCCAGCCACAGAUGCUGGCAAAAUGUCAGGAAGAAACUCUUCUAGAACAUGGCCACAUAGCCCGAAAAGCCCACAUAAAGCUAUGGACGCCAGCCAUGAAAGCCUUCGACUUCACAUUAAAUGUGAAGUUUCAGUAGAAAUGUUGGAAUUUCACUUCAUUAUGAAUAUAGUUACAUGUAAGCUAAUCCCAACUGAUUCCAGUAGAAUUUACCUCUAAAUAAUGUUUCUGAUAAAAAAAAAUGGCUUCCUAGCUAGAGCUGUAUAUAUUUAUUAAAAUAUUUUAAUUUUUUAAACAUUUACAGUAUUUU
Sceloporus undulatus (fence lizard) is the source of this 3560-nucleotide messenger RNA. It is a transcript of the gene MBD4, whose product is annotated as methyl-CpG binding domain 4, DNA glycosylase. Gene Ontology annotation, cellular component: nucleus. The coding region runs from base 114 to 1730 and encodes 538 amino acids. The transcript is spliced from 8 exons. Lineage: Eukaryota; Metazoa; Chordata; Lepidosauria; Squamata; Phrynosomatidae. Gene Ontology annotation, molecular function: DNA binding; pyrimidine-specific mismatch base pair DNA N-glycosylase activity. Gene Ontology annotation, biological process: DNA repair. The record is from RefSeq and is a predicted model, not a curated record.